Messenger RNA from Chelmon rostratus (copperband butterflyfish), 3088 nucleotides. RefSeq names its product mediator complex subunit 7 (gene med7). Bases 2055 to 2819 code for a protein of 254 amino acids. Gene Ontology annotation, molecular function: transcription coregulator activity. Gene Ontology annotation, cellular component: mediator complex. The transcript has 2 exons. The record is from RefSeq and is a predicted model, not a curated record. Gene Ontology annotation, biological process: regulation of transcription by RNA polymerase II. NCBI's taxonomy places the organism in Eukaryota, Metazoa, Chordata, Actinopteri, Chaetodontiformes, Chaetodontidae.
AGAUUGUACAGGGGUGUAAAUUUAAAAAGCAUAAGCUGGAUUUCACCAUAAAAAAGCAAAACAAUAUAAACCACCUAAUGGAUACACAUAAAUGCACAUAAAACUACUUGAAAACAAAAUUACUUCAGUCAUUAGUUGCUGCCUUAUGAAAAUUUGGGUGGGAUGUUUUGCGAUCUAGAAUUUUGCUUUGCCUUUGUAUAUUUUUUAGAAUGUGUUUUCUUAUUUCUUUGAGCCUCACUGCUUCUAUAUCUGCCUCUGCUUUUAUACAGUUCUCGUGAGAUGGUUUCAGCAUUCUUGUUUUUUUCAAUCUCUCUUUCGCUUUCUUGUAACAAUCUCAAGCGAAGAAAGACAGAUCCUAUUGACUGUAGGAUUGUUUGGGUAAGAACAGUAAGUCUGAUAACAGUUUGAAGCAACAAUAGAAUUGUGAACCAUGAGGGGGAAAGUGACUUUUAGUGAAAGAGGAGAGAGUGGAGUAGUAGUUCGAGAGUGAAAAACUGAAACAAUUCCUCCUCACAAAACAAGAAAUGCUUUAGCACCACCAUCAGGAUUUUCCCCCCCAACAAUUUAAUCCACAAUCUGGUCUCAAUCAAUUUUCACUGAAGGAGAAGCACUUUUUGUCCAAAGAAAUAAGUAGAAAAUGAAGACUAUGUAAAAAAAAAAAAAAAAAAAAAAAAAAUCAGGAUGGAGGUUAAAAAAACAAAUGUUUGAAAUGUUCCUAUUUUAUACAGCUUUAUGUCUAUUUCUAUUAUUUGUUUUAAAUGUUGAACUGUGUAAAGAUUUUUAUCUCACAUGUACUCCAUGAGUGAAUAUUAUGGAGUGCUGUGGAUUGGGAAAUGUGUGAACGAACCGUGUCCAAUUUGAGCUUUUUAAAAAUAAAUGGUGGUCUGGUGUGUGUUUGUGUGUGUGUGUGUGUGUUUGUGUGUGUGUGUGCACUCUUAGUAUUCCAAGAGAGCAACAAUAGUAUAAUGCAUAAAGAUAACUACCUGGUGAAAAACGAAAAAAAAAAAAAAAAAGAGCAAAAGUGCAUCAUUAUAAUGUCAAAUGUGACGGAUAAGAACGAAUCAAACUCUAACCACAAAAGAUAUCUCAAAUGAAGUUGUAUAAUUACUUGUUCAGAUGUAACGAUAUGACUUGGUUCAAAUUUCGUUGGCAAACAAUAAAAUGUGUUGAUCUACAAUUUUACAUUUUGUUUUGAAGAUGUGACAAAAUCAGAAUAAUUAACUUCAUACAGUAAUGUCCAGUAGACAGCAGUGUCAGAAAUUCUCCUGAGCUGGAAGUAUAUUUUGGUGAAGUUUUUAAAGCACUUCUGACUGACUUUUUGAAUUGUAAAGUAAAAGAUAACUUUUAAUUUUAAUUAAAAAUGGCUUUCAAAUUUAGAAUUUUGGUCUCUCAGUACCCAUUCUUACAGAAUGGCUUUUCUUUACAGCUAAUGCACUUUCAUAUUUUUAUUGGCUGAUGUCCAUUUACAGUUUAACGACAAUUAACAGUUUACAGUUAAUUUUAGUGUCAUUGCUCUAUAAAUGAACUAUUAUUGUUGUUAUAAUGAUCAUUAUUACAGAAUUUUGUUGAUAACGAGGUGGCUUUAGCUGUAAAAUACAUACAUCUAAAACAUAUAAAAUACGCGUAAGAAGUUAACAGUAUUGUAAAUUAGCAGUUUAAUGCACUGCAUGUAUUAAUAUUACGAGAAAAGUGUACCUUUUUACAUUGUAUCUCUACUAGCAUUAAUCGUUUUAAGAAUCAAGCCAUCAUUUAUCAAAUACUACAAAUACAACCUUGUUGUCAUGAAUCACCUACUCAUAAUGCUUAGAAAUAUUACAACCAAUUAGCAUUCAGUGUGUUCGCUCAGUAGGGUCCAAUCCGAACAACGCAAAAUUGUCACGAGGACAGUUCAGCCAAUGGAUUUGGGACAGAACGGUGUGUCAUGUCUGUGUAUGAAACGAGCUAAGUUAGUCAUGAGCUAGCAUUAAUUGUCCGAUUAGAUAGCUUACAUCUACAACAUUUCAUAUAUUAAGUCUACAUUCAACAACCGAGGGAUCAUUUAAGAGGUCAGCAUCAUGGGUGAACCACAGCAGGUUAGUGCCCUGCCUCCUCCACCUAUGCAGUACAUCAAAGAGUACACAGAUGAAAACAUCCGCAAGGGUCUUGCUCCGAAGCCUCCUCCACCGAUCAGAGACAGCUACAUGAUGUUUGGCAACCAGUUCCAGUGCGAUGACCUCAUCAUCCGACCUCUGGAGAGCCAAGGCAUUGAGAGGCUCCAUCCUAUGCAGUUUGACCACAAACGGGAGCUGAAGAAGCUCAACAUGUCCAUUCUUGUGAACUUUCUGGACCUGCUGGACAUCCUCAUCAAGAGCCCUGGCAGUAUAAAGCGUGAAGAGAAGCUGGAGGAUUUAAAGCUUCUGUUUGUUCAUUUGCACCACCUGAUAAAUGAAUACAGGCCACAUCAAGCCAGGGAGACACUGAGGGUUAUGAUGGAGGUACAGAAGAGACAGAGGCUAGAAACAGCUGAGAGGUUCCAGAAACAUCUGGAGAGGGUGGUGGAGAUGAUCCAGGGGUGCCUUGCCUCCUUACCUGAUGAUUUGCCACAGAUGGAGUGUCCAGAUAGUGCUGGUGAUGGGACAAGGAGUGUGUCAGCAGUAGCUGGUGUUAGUUGUUCCUCUGUGCAGGCCCCCAGGUUGAAAACUGAACCAAUGGAUGUAGAGGAAGCAGGUGCCAGCUGUAUGGCAGCAGGUCACCAGGACAAGAGCGGCCCUACUUCAAAGAGGGACAAAAUAUGGGACAAAGAUGCUGCCAUGUGCAGUAUUAUUGAUGAAAUUGCAUAAGUUUUCAGUUGUAGUUCUGUUCCUUAUUUCUACUCCUAAAAUAUGUUUGUUUGUUUUUUUGAUAUGCUGUACUUAGAUAACAUAUUAAGAUGUUUGUUGUUUUCACUUGGCCUGAAAUUCUAUCUGGAGUAAAAUGGUGCUUUUAUUUAAAGGCUAUCAUGUAGAUAUUAACAGUUCCUGUGAAGAUAAUUGAAGAAUGUAAAUAUUGUACAGAUCAACUGGGGUGCCAACUUUCAGUUUUUGUAAGAAAACCAAUAAAGAUCUUUCCA